AUGUUCAGAAUGGAAAACGACGUGCACACUCUUGAGGGAUGUUCACAGAAGGAGGUCGGAAUACAACGGGAAAAAAUAUAAUUUUGCGACUUUGUAGUUGUUCCAAGUGCAAGCGAUCACGAUUUUGUCGUUGAUGUUGCGCAACGUCGGACUACCGUGGGUUUUCUUGGGACGGCGAUUUGACAAGAGCAUCUCGGCUUUUUGGUCAGUUCUUCUUCUGAAUGGCUUCCUAAUUUCGAAUUCAGGUGCAAGUUUUUGGUGGACCUCGUCUUUGUCGUUUUCCCCUCGAUGUUGACCAUGACGGUCUGGUCCUCCCAUCUGGCAAUCGUCGUCUCGAUUCUCACCGUCUGUGUGUGCACUCUCCUGCUCUUCAUCAUCUGUGAGGCUGUCUUCAAAACCAACAGGCCAUCUUUCAAGGUUCAUCAGCCAUCUCAAAUCUCAUUCGUUGUGCUUUUCAGCAGAUCAUGAACCGGAUUGUAGAUGAACAUCAACACCCGACGAUGUUUUUCACCUAUGCCAGGUGAGCUUAUUGCAUUUCCGGAUGAAUAAAUUGUUUCAGAGCGCUUUCUUCCGUGACGAUAUGCUCCGCCAUAUUAGCUGUCGAUUUUUCUGUUUUUCCUCGUAGAUUUUCGAAAACAGGUAAACUUUGAGGAAAAUCAUUGCAGAGUUAGGUUUUAAUUGUUUUGUGUGCGUCUAAGGGCGGAACUGAAUAACAAACAAGUUUUUAUCAGGCUGGGUGUGAAAGGAAAAUAAAAUUAAAAAUUAAAAUUUGUGAAAAUCGAAAUUCGCGUCUCUGAAUUGUCUCGAAAAAAGGAUUUGGUCUCGCAAGACCGAGAUCGAACAAGCCUUUUAUGGCUCUUUGAAUUUUUCACAUUCUCAAUUGAGCGAAGAGAAAGAUUUUUUUGCCUCAAUUAAAAGGUCGUGACUCAAUCAAAAAAAUAUGCUCUUUUUUCAAUAGGUAAUUGUAUCUUGCAAUCUGGAUUUAUAUAUAAAUUCACUCAAACACUCAUUGAAUGUUCGAAUCGAGAAAGCUGGUAUUCGCUUACUGCGUAAAAAUUUUUUGGAGAUAUCAUUUGCACAGUCAAGAAAUAUUCUUUUCUUGCAUGGUUUUUUGAUGAACGAGAACUUUGAAAAUGUACAAUAUAUUCUAUAACAAAUAUUGGCCAAAAUAACGAUUAAUAGUAACUUUUAUCGAAGACGUUCGAAGAUUGUUAGGUCAAGUUUGUUGGAAAUCCCGAAUAAUUUUCCUGUUGAGUUUUUUUCUAUACGCUGUAUUGUUCAGAGAAGUAUGGGCACUCGUUGAUGGAUCUUGGAGUGUCCGCAGUCAUUCUUCAAGCCGGAAUCGGCAGCAGCUUGAAGUUUUACAAUCGAAAAAGGUUACCGCUUCGAAAAAUGAUUCUUGAAUCUGUAGCAGUUCCAAACUUGAGAAGUAGAAUUGUUUUCUUGGUUCUGACAGCGAUGAAGGGACGUAAAACUUAUUAGUUAACCUGAAGAGCAAGCUGUUUUAUAUUAUUUCGGAAUUAUAGACGAUUCUACGAUUUUCGAGGUCUUUAAUCAAUUAAACUUCGUAUCGGGCUUUGGUUGAUUUUUCGAAAAAAAGAAAAAACACCUACACACAUGGAAUUUUGAACGAUAUUCAUCAACAUUUCAGCCUUCCAAAAACGGCCAGAUACCAAUGGUUGUCUUCCUCGACGCUUUUCCUCUUCAUGUUCGGCUUGGCAAGGACGAUCGUCCUCAGCGUCCUCAACUAUCAUCAAAAUGUCACCGAGUACGGUGUCCACUGGAACUUUUUCUUCACCUUGGCUUGUGUUCGCGUCAGUUUUUGUUCUUUUACCUUAUGAACUAUUUUAUUUGAAGGUUCUCUACGCCAUUUUGCCCUGCCGAUAUCCCUUUCUGAAUGCGAUUUUGUGCUUGCUCUUCCAUCAGUUCAUUCUUGUGGGGUUGGGCUACGAGGUGAGUAUCCCGUUUUUUUAUUAUUUUAGUACCAAAUGUUUUGAAAGUAUCCUGAAAAAUUUUGAAUUUUCAUUUAAAUAUACGGUAAACGAGUUUUUUUUCUUCAAACCAUUCCGAUAGACUCCACUAUUUGCUGUCUUUUUUUUCUUGAUAGUUGAAGUCUAAAAAUUAUUGACAUAUAAUGUUGCGUCUGAUUAGCAACCAUCGUAAGUAAUUUUCCUUAAAUUCAAAAGAAAAUUAAAAAUUUUCAUUUUGUUGCGCAUGGUUUUUUUUAAGAUAAUAAAUUAAUGCUCCUAAUUUUUCUUUGCGCUCGGUUUUCAACGAGAGUGGAACUUUUUCAAUAUUGCUGACUAUAAAAAUCAACUCAUAUUGGAGUGGUUAAACAUAUAGCUAUUGUGGUAGUUCAUAUACCUAUCUUCUUCGCCUUCUUCUCAAUUAGCCGAGGUCCUAUCCUGAUAUCAGUGCACUGGCUCUGGUGACAUAUCCGUCCCUGGGCGUGACGGCUGGGGAUUAUGAAGCCGUGGUUUCCCACUACCAACAUUUCUUAAACCCCUUGGUUGGGUCGGGGAUCGAACUUGUGACCCUGUGGACCGUAGACAGGCACACAACCCGUUGCGCUACGACACGCCCCAAACCUAUAAAAUAUUAUAAAAAUAAAGAAGUAUUUUUCUGGGUUCUUUGAAGUCUUCCAAACUCUUGUAGCCUAAUUACCAAUAGUUAUGUUUUCAUAUCCCAAGCAGUCUAGUUCAACAGGUAUCUAUUUUUUCGGUCGAAUAAAUUUCGCUUAAAAAUUUUCCUCUUCGACUUUUUUUUUUGAAACUGUUUCAUCCAUCUCAGGUGGCCUGUCACCAAUUUUCAUUCGGAAGAACUCCCAAGGCCUUGCUUUAGAUUGAUAUUUAAAUUGAAAACCCUAACUCUCCUUUCCUAAGAUCGCCCUAAUAUUAACCCAACAUUUCAGCGUUGGAUCAUCACUGAUGAAAAUAAAAGAACGAAUUUGUUCGAAGCGAAUGCCGAAGGGAUCGUGUCUCUGGCCGGAUAUCUCGUCAUUUUCUACACUGGGCUUUCUCUCGGUCGUUUUCUGGCCAACACAGGGUUUUUCUCAAAAGUAGUCCUUGGUCUUGAUUUUGGGCUUCUUUCAAGAAUAAGAGUGAAGUCUUGGCUGCAAAGAUGCCUGCAUAUUGCCUUGUUCAUCGCCGUCUCUUAUGGCCUACAAAAAGCUUCGGAAGUUUUUGUCGGACCACCUUCCCGACGUGUCGUCAAUAUGACUUACAUAUUUUCCCAGGUUUUUUUUCAAAAUUUUCACUGCUAUGUUUCACUCAGGACGGCUGAUCAAACCGGUUAGGAUAUUUUAAUUAGUUAUUAAACUUUUGAGGCGAGCUAAUGAAAUUUUAGAUGUCUUCUGAAAUUUUUUUUUGGUUAUUUCGGUACCGAGAAGAUGUACGAUAUUAAAAAAAGAGGGAACACUGUAAUUUAAAUGAUAUUUCAAAUCAUUUCUGUUUGAGACUUGCAAUAGAAAUUUCGAGAAUAUCUUUAUAUACAUCAGUCAGCUCGACUUGAUAAAUUCUAUUUUGUCUGUCUCCCUUUUUGUUGGCGCUCUCGUAUUUACGGACUGUUUCUAUAAUUUUUUUGAUCUGGAUGGUGAGAAAAAGAUGUCGCGGAAAAAAAAAUCUAUUUUUUAAAACUCGAAAUGGCACUCGCCUGAACGUAACAAAAAAAUUUUUACCUAUUUCCUUCAAUUUUCAUAUUCAAUUUAUCCCAUAUUUUUUGAGUUUAAAUUUUCUUGUCUAACCUUUUUUCAAAUGUUUUCCUCGAAAAAAAUUUCGAAACAAGUUAAUUUCAAAUACUCUGCCUUCAGUUAUCCGUUUAAAGAUCCGAAGUUUACAGUUUUUCGUCUUGAUGGUUGGAUUCAUCGGCUGCCUUAUCGUGCACAUGUUCACGUUAUUGGCGUGGUCGGCGAACUUACCCCAAUUCACCACUGGUAAGUUUUUGAAUUAGGGUACUUGUGAACCAGAAAGACAAGAUAAAAAUUUUGAUAUUGGAUUUAAUGAAUCGUAGAAUUUUGAAAACAACUCACUCAAAAAAAAAUGUGAAGACUUUAAAAAAUGUACCAACAAGGGAACCUCCAGUUGAACUUUUUACGAAUAUUGCCUGAAAUUUGCUUCAGAACCAUUUCAUUUCAAAAUUUUAUUAUGAUAAGUUUUUUUUCGAGUUCUGACGCUUCACAAGCUUCUAUUAAGACUUUGACCAUGAGAUCAGUUUAAUCAAAAAAUCAACAUUGAUAGAAAAAGUUCCCUUGAAAGUCUGAGUCAUCUUCGUGUGCUCGUCAAACGAUACUUCUCAAGGUUCAAACGACGACCCGUUUUUCAACGUCGAGCCGUGUCUCACCAAGUCGCUCAACUCCAACGGACUUCUCUUCUUCCUGUUGGCCAACGUGAUGACGGGCGCUGUCAAUGGAGCCGUCCAGAACACCCUACAAACGGAUGACGUCACUGCCAUGAUCAUUCUCCUCUCCUACAUCGCUUUUUCCACUUUCGUACCUCACUUUAUCACUUUCAGAUCCUUUAAAAUCAAACGGGAGUAACUUCUAUUUCUUUUUCGUAUUUUCUGUAUCCUCUUUUUUGCUUUGUCAAAUUUCUAUGUAAUCUUCAUGAUCUCUUCGUUUAUCGUGUCAGAAAAUUAUAACAGCAUACUUUUCCUUUCUAAUUCAAAUAACUUAUUCUCGCCUUACUAGUAAAAAUAAAUUAAUAAGUGUUUCGUUAUGCUAGUUUGAAGAAAUGAGAGCAGAAGUUGAUACCUUCAACUUGAGGGGUAUGAUUGGGUCUGCUUUGGCGUUUUUAUCAGCCGGUCCGCGUUUUCUUAUCGAAUUGUCAGUUUGAAAUAGUCCGCUUUUUUGAGUUUUUGAGAAAUUAGCCUGUAUUGAUGCUCUUAAUGGGCGCAACGUGUCCGCCAUUCCUUCCUCUCAAAAUAAUAAUGUGAAAUAUCAUCACUCUUCUCCCUUUUUUACAUUUUGUUUGUAUUUUGGGAAAGCUAGUUUCAAAACAUGAGGCUCGGUUUAGAAAGUUAAUUAUUUUUGUUUAUAGUUUUCGUUGAUCAUUUUCUUUUUAAUUUUUAGACUUGCUCAUGUAUGGUUGAAGCUAUGGCGAAUGAAACGAGGGGCGCCAACGAAACAGAUGUUUUUGGUGCCAACUGCAUCGGAAAUCCUGAUGUCGUAGGUUUGGUUCAUUUUUAUUUAUCAUAAUGUUUAUAUAUGAGUCAUAUUUUUUUUUUGUUUCUUUCUGAGCGUUUGGAGAAACUUGAAAGCUUCUGAAAUAGUUUAGAGCAGGAAAACUUGACUGUGUCACAUCAUGUUUCAUGAAAUUAUUCACAAGGAUAUUGAAAAGUGGAGGGUUGAUAGUUUGACGGAACUUUGGAACCUCCUGAUUACAUAUUAGAGAAGAUUGAAAGUACAACUUUCUUGUUUUGAAAAUAUGGCAAUUCGAAAAAUAUUAUAUGGAAGGCUAGGUAUUCUUUAGUACUAGAUGACCAAAUCUGAGACGUCACGUCUCUAAAACAAGACAAGUUGUGUGAAAAACUUUAGUGGCCACUUUAGGGUUCCGCCGUUUUUGUGGUUACUAUAGUGGUCGAAUUAGCGCCUCCUUAGGUGAUUUGGCUUCCUCUUUAGGAAUGUAAGUGGUACUACUAGACCACUAAAAACUACUGCAGUGACCACUAUAGUGUAGAUGCUAUAUAGUAAGAUGCUAGGUAGUGGCUUCCAUAGAGCUCGUUUUAGGGGUCACUUCAGUGUGCUCUCCAACUAGUUCAGGAGCAACCUCUUAAGCUGCAGCUAAAGUUUUUUGUUCAUUUAUUUUCAAUUAAUCUGUUUUAAAAAGGUCACGAAACCUCUCUGCAUACUUUUAACAAAAUAUCAAUCUUCCGACUUUCACAUCUCCCCUGCCAAGUUCGAUAUUUGCAGCUUGCGUGAGAUCAGGACUGAUCGGUGUGCUGGGAGCCUUGACAUCCCUUCUGUGUUUGGUGCGGAUCAUGAAGCUGCACUCGAUGGCUCCUGCCUCUCAUCUCAGACUCCUGCUCUACUACUUGCUGACGAUUCACUGCAUCGCUGGGUAUGAUAUUUACAUCUUCGGAUUCAUGCAGCGUAAAUGAUGAUGCCUUUUAAGACUGUUUGUGGGAGAUUCAGAUCUUUCGAAUGGCUUGUUGGUUGGACGUCUCAACUCACCCUCUUCCUGAUGUACACUCGGGCAGUUCUUCUGCUCAUCGUUUGUUACUUCUAUCUUGAUGUCGCCUCUCAGAUGAUGCAUUGGAGUUCGACUGCCGGAAAACGGUCUUUUUUGUUCAAGUUUCCUUCGAAUUCAAUCAAUCCUCAAUUUUGUUGCUUUAGUCGUAGAUGUAAUCGACUAGGAGGUUAAUAAGGACCUUUUGAGUCCUAUUGAAACCAGCAGUCCGAAAGUGUACUUAAAAAAGUUGAAGGCAUGACUUUUACGAUCCUUCCUCUCGUUCUCGUUCCAUUCAGUUGCGCCUUGACGAGCUCAGAAUGCAGCGGAUGCUGUAACUGAAGCCCGGGAACUCUAGGUUGAAGUCUCGAAAUGAGAGCGAUUAGUUCAAGUUAAGACCUUCGUUCCGAUUAACUUUUCUUAAAUGUUUUUCAGCUUUCAUUAUUUUUUUCAAAACUUACCUUGGUUUAUUUAGGAAGUCUAUCUUAUCAAGAAAGUAUAUUCUGAUCUAAUUUCAGGCUGUGCUUUGUUGCGCUUUUCUUGUUGUUUUCUUAUUUUACUGCUUUCCUGAUCAUGGGAUUCUUGCUGUCGAUAGAGUUCAAUCUGGAUUGCAAAGGUAAGAAAAACUAUUGUUUUUUUCUAAUCAAAAUCACGUCCACGGGUUUUUCUCUGUUCAGCGUCUUUUUGGAUAUGGUUCUCUGCGGGAGAGUGCAUCAUAGUCCAGCUCAUGGUCGGCUCUUUCUAUUUAAUUUUACGGUUGGUUAGUAUCCCCGCUAUAUUCUUGGCUCUCGGAUAAUUUCGGAAUAACUAAAAAAAUUCGGUUGCAGCCGUAUGGACCGGAUUUCAGCACCGUCGCAAAUCCAGAACAAACAACGCUUCCACGUUUUUAUGUAUGAAUUUUUGAUUCUGUAUUGAAGUAUUUCCUCAGAUUCAGCUUGUUUUGGACUUUCGAGACCGCGACUCUCGUGGACCUAGCAUAUCACAUCGGGAUAUAUAUCCUGGCUGCCAAUGAAAAAAACUGCAGUCAAGUUUUUGUGAGUUUUGAGAAAGAAAGCUCUGUUUAGAAACAGAAACCCUUGAAGAUGCACGACCAAAUGCGAUAUUCGCUGCUGAAGGGUCCCUACGACUUGAUAGAGUUCGUGUUGCCGGUCUGGGCGAUUCUCGUCGUGUUUCGCGACUCGGACAAGAGGCGCAGCGAUGAGGACGUCGACAGCGAACAGAGGAGCUCCUCGUCGACCGACUCCCUCCUCAGCCAUCCGAUGACCGCCUCUCGCGCCGUCGUUCUCGCCAACAUCGUCACCGUCCGCAAUUGGCGGCGUCGCUAUCGUCCGCUCACUCAGGUUAGAGGAAUAAGUAUAUUCCCGGAUUAGAUUGACAAUAAUUCCAAUUUAUGGGAUAAUAAAUGAUUAAUGUCGACCCUAAAGAGUUCAGUUGGAUCUUAAGUUUUAGGAAAAACGUAGCGUAAUUUCAUAUAAAUUGACUCUUAGAUAAAUAGAUAAGAAAAACUCGGUGAGAAGUGGAUUUGAAUCGGAUAUUGAAGCUGAGAACUAGUGUUAAGGAAAUAGACUUAAGUUAAUUUCAGAAGCUCUUUAAGAACUUUUUCGGGAUGAAGGGAGAUUCUAUAAAAGUCGAAUACGACCUCUUUAAGAUGAGGAAAAAAGUAGAAUUUACCAGCAAAAUUUUUCAUAAUUCAGUUUUUUCAGUGAGGUGCGAAUCCCAAAAAAUUUUCUUCCGCUCCAAACUCUCAACCGGAAUUUUUUCUAUAAGAAAAGCCAAUAGAGAUGGUUAACACUAGUUUGAAAAAUUUUGAUUCGCCUGAACCCUCGGACAGGGCAGAAUAGUUUUAGUCAUUAAAAACAAGCUUCAAAAACGAGUUCGAAAUCUUAAUGACAUCUUUAUGGGUCGGCUGUAGCACGGCUUUGACCGUAUUCCCCAUGCGCUUCUACUCCAAUAAUUCUAAUUUUCAAGUCGACUCCGGAAGAACGUCCGGUCCUUCCUUCCCACCGACGCCAAAGCCAGCAGCAAAAUCGAGGCCAAGGGGCAAGCUCAGUCCAAUCUCCAAGGUUUUUAUCAGCGAGCAGACCCGCGACCUUGCACCUUUUCCAGGUUGCGUUCUGUUUCCUCGGCUCCGAUGAUCCGUCGAGUCUCCGUCUCGCGUUCAAUCGUCAGUUCGCCCUUGUACUCGAUCCCCGAAGAGCUGCAGGUUCUUUUUCAUUUUACAGCCCGUUUUUUCAUUCACAGCUUAUUUUCAGGGCUCAGCACCUCAAGUCAUAUCCGGGUCUCUCGACCAAUUAUCUACAAUUCCGCUUCUCGAUUGACGCAAUUUUCAUUUCAACAAUAUCUUUUUGCCUUGUACAUAGUUCCAAACGCUCGAGAUCAGGUUAACAGUAAAAAAAAAGUACAAAAAAAUUGCUCUUUUAACACGAAAAAAAUUCUGAGAGUUUUUAAAUGCUUCAUGUCGCGAUUCAUAACAGAAAAAUUUCUUAAUUUUUUUCAGAAAUUUGCUCACCAGCUGUUUUUUUGUGACAAAAAAAUCACUUGAUCGCAAGAAGAAAAAAAUGUCCCUUUAAAGUGGAACCAUAAAAAUUUUUUUUCAAGAUUAGCUGGAAAUUUCUUUUGGGGCGGAGCUAGUUUUUUUUUUAUAAAAAAAACGUCGUUCAAAAUUUUCAAGACCACGAGUCAGAAAGUCCAUUCAAAGAGUUUUUUCAAUGGAGCGAACUCUCAAAUGCCGAUAAACUAGGAGCACACUACAAAUACAAAACGGCUAAAUGACUUUGUCCGACACGGGUUUUAGGAAAUUUUCCCAUACAAAUAAAUAAUUUUUUUCGUGCCAAAAGCCUGGGAGAGAAGCCGCAAAAAAGUGAGAGAGAAGACAAGAUGUUGCACCCCCAGUGCGGCCAGUCACAUGCGAGGGCACUCGAUUUCCCACAUUCGACUAGACUCUAGGCAAACGCCGCGCCCCAGCGCUCUCCAAAUCGAUCGUCGAUAGCAAUAAGAGGUUCUAACGCAACAUUUUUCUUUUUUUUUUCCACUUCCUUCGAAGCACUUUGAUUUUCAAGCCGUGUCGUUAAUACUAUUUAUCAGUUGGAGUAACCGUAUUCUACAGUUGAGAUGUACGAUGAAUUGGAAACCUUGGAAAGGAUUUUUUGAACAUGUGACAAAUUUUGUUCUCGCCUGACUCAAUAUCUCGAGAAAAAAAAAACCAGCUGAUCACUACAAAAAAAAGUCUUGAAUUUCAGUUUAAACGGAGUAUGAAACAAGAAGAAGUGAAUUUGAGCGUGAAUAAACUUUCACUGAAAACCUGAGCAACCCUCCUUACAAGUUAGUUAUGAUCUUUUUUUCCAAUCAAUUAAUAGUCGAAAAGUGGCGAACCCCUGGCGCAUUGAAGAAACGUCUCCGAUUCGCAACUCCGUUCUUAUUUUCUCUCUUCGUUUGUUCGUCAUUCCAGUGAGACGAAUGAGAGGGCCAGGUGGCUAGAGGAAAGAAAAACACAGAGAGAAAACUACACAAACACACAUAGAAAAAGAAACGCUCAAAGAGAACGCUCACGCGAAAUGUUUCCAAUUCAACGCCCCUCAGGUCGUUUUUCUUUUUCUCCGCUACGGCCAUUCGCUUCACUCUUUUUUGAAUAAGACUCUGUCGAUAUCGUUCUUAUCAACUUUUCUUUUGGAUUUUAGGAUGAAGUUCGACAUCUGAAUUGUAAUUCCGUGUUGAUCUUUCGAUGUUAAAAAGUUUUCUAACUAACCGUUUGAAGUGCCGGACUUUUGAUGCUUACUGGUUUUUUUUUAUGAUGUUUCGUUUCUAGUUCAAUAACAUACGGAAGAAUCAAAUAUUAACUUGAUAUAUCGCUUUCUGUUGAAGGCCUAACACACGUGGGAACCAAAACUUUAAAAUCACUUUAGGACAAAAACUUGAGUGGAGUUGAUUCAAACUUUUUUUUUAGUUUUGUGUUCACAAAUACUGACCUAAUAUAUAUCAACAAGUUCGAAAAAACCAGGAGAAAUCAAAAUAUUCCAUCGCAUCAAAGUUUGGAAUUUAAGCGACUAGCUCGCAAGUGGUAACGUCUUAGUAUAGGGACCGGAACAAAAUUUGAAAAUUUUUUGAGCUCUAAAAUUUCUUUGGCUGGGAUCUUAGUACCACCGACUUGAGAAAUCAUUUUAUGGAAAACAAUGAACGAAAGAAAAUUUUCGACGUAGAUAUUGCAGUGUUUUUUGCUUUAAGUAGCGACAGUACGAUACGAAUGGGAAGCCCUUCUGAAGCUCUUGAGUUUCUUGAAAGACCAACAGUUAACGAAACAGUAAAAAACAAAUCUUCCAGUCCAUAUCGAAGUUUGUUGAUUAGCUUAAUUGGAUUGGUUUGACGGCGUGAACGUCUUGAUUUUAACGCUCAAAAACUCUGAACAUGCUAGUGAUCGUGAGAGACUUUUACGGUGCCCAAAAGGUCAUCGUUGAAAAUCGAGCAAUUCCGCUGUGUUAAGUUUUUAUUGUGCACUAACCUUGAGAAAGGUUCAGUAAUAGGCACUUUGAACUACGGGAGUGGAUUUCGAAUGUAAAGCCUUGUUUAAAGCUAAGUUGCGAAUUUUGAGGAAACGCGGCGAAUUAGGUUGAAGAAGUCUUUUAAGAAUAUAUUUUUUAUGUAUCAGAGUGAAAUAAAUAAAUAUUCAAAUAUUCAAAGAAUACUUAGCAGCCCUAGAGAAAACCCUUGGAUAUUCGCUUCGCAGGUCAAAUUAAUGUUAAUUAGCUUCCAAAAAAAAAAACGUGGGAAUCGGAAAAAAAAAAAUGUCGCGUCACAGUAGUAAAUUCUCUACAGUUUAUUCACUUUUUUUUUCUUUUGAAUUUUCGUUUGAACAUAAAAUUUUAUGAGGAUUUACGGCUAAAAUAAAAGUAAAUUUUAUGAAAUGCUCCGAAAGUUCUUUGAAACAAACGGAUAUUACUGUUUCGAAGCAAUCAAACCCUAUGCUUUAGUUCUCAGAUGUCCGCGGCAUUGUUUAAAAAUUUUCUGAGUCGAUUUUUGAGGAUCUGAACUUUCACGUUUAUUCACAUCCGAUCGUUCGAUGUUUUUGCAUUUGGCUUUUUUCAGUCUCGAAUUUUCGCUCUGAAAAGUAAUUAUUCUGAAAUUUCCUUCCUUAUCAACUUCUUCUGGAAAUCUGGCUAUGAGUUGAAAAAGUUUUUUUUUUGCUUUUUGUUCGAGUUUUGUGCGACAUCGCAUUUUUCGUACAGAAGACUUCUUUUAUUUCGAUUUUCCAACCAACAUUAAAAUCUUUUCUUCGGCACAGUGAAUAGUAUAUUUUUUUUUUAGGUAAAACGGCCACGCCGUGGAUGUUUCCGUCGACUGCCUCCUCCAACAUCGGAUAUCCACUAAACGUCGCCGGAUCUCCGCAAAUGGACGACGACGACAUGGAAGGGUCAGUCUAAUGCAUUGUUCACUUUUGAACCCCUUUCACACUAUCGAAGGUUUUGCAUCUUGCGAAAUUACUUUGAACAAAGUUUUAUCUUCUUGUUGGACUCGGUUCAAAAACAAUUUUUACCUUUAAGUAAGCGAAGCUCCACCUAUUCCAUCGAAACUGGGUUUCUUCUGAGAAACGCCUAAAAUUUUUUUUAUUCUGAGAAAAGCCUAACAAAAUGAAUGGAAGUCGCUAGUCCGAGGAAAGAUGAUUUUAGUGACUUGGAAGGCGUCGGAGGUGGUGCGGGAGACGGGCAAUGCAUGGUGUGUGGCGACCGCUCCGCCGGCAAACACUACGGCGUGAUGGCGUGUUACGGUAGCGUUUCAUUUCACUUAAAAGAAACACAUUGAUAGCCUCCAUGUUGAGGGGAUAUUGGAAGAAUUGGAUAAUGUAGCUUCUUUUUGACGUUACAGUAGCCUCAAUAACUCGGGAAUCAACAAACGCGUUUGAAUCCUCCUGAGGUCAUUAACUGCUGGCUUGAAACAGUACAUCAUGAGGGUCUUUAGACGAUUAGCAGAACAGUGUGUGAAUGUACUUUACUAUUUGAGGAAGAGUCUCAAAAAAUAUAUCUGAACAUAAAAUUGAUGAACGCGGAGAAAGUUCCUGAAUUGUUUUUUCUCAGAUAAGGGUCUAAUGUACUCCUAGAAAUUUGAAAAGUUUGAUACCAACGAGGUAAGUACUGUUGAUGGGUAUUAUUGAUUUAGUAGUAGAAAUAUGUAACUGACGUUGAAAUGUAGUAUUUUAUUUCUUCUUUUACCCGUCGAUCGUACUUUCUAUCUCGUUUCCUUCCAACUCCUGCGUGUCUUUUCUCUAACCGCUCCCUCUUGCCACAAACCGGGCAAAUUGUUGCCCAUUUGAAGAUGGCGAGACUUUCCAAAGAAACACGAGAUUCAAGAAUUUAUUGAAUUCUUCAAUUUGAAUCUGAAAUUUUUUUUUCAAGGGUCCGAUCUCAUUCUUGUGAGAAGACUUAUAGUCGUAACGUGAAAAAUGGUAAAGUAUCUCUGCAGUUUUUUUUUCUCAAAUCCUCUUUGAUAUAACUUUUAAAAACAUUUUCAAAUAAAAAUAUAAACAUGUAAACAAGGGUUUCAGGGUGCAAAGGAUUUUUCCGGCGAACGAUCCGCUCAGCGCAAAGCUACACAUGUCGAUUUCAGGAAAAGUGCUCCAUCGACAAAGGUAUAUAUAAAAAAGGUGAAAUCACUGAAGGAGAAGUAGAUUUCAGACCAACGAAACGCCUGCCGAUUCUGUCGAUUUCAGAGAUGUAUCACUGUAGGAAUGGAGCCCGACGGUAGGCCUGUCGAAAGUUCAAACAAAAAUUGCGGCAUUUUCCAGCAAUUCGACCGGAUCGCGACGUAAUCGGGAAGCAGAAAAAUCCACGCAAGAAGAAGAUGAAGCGCGACGAUUCUCUGCUGCCGUCGCCAGACUGCGAGUCUGCGUAAGCCUUUGAAUCUCUCCGCAUUUUCAUAAAAACCAAUAUUCAAAAGUCAAAAAGUUCGUUUUCGAACUAUCGAAUGGACUCGAAAUGAAGAUGAAAACAUCAGAAAGUCCAGCUUUCAGAAGUAAAAAUAACUGACUUUUAUAGAUUUUAUUCUCAAAAUAUGACGAUCAGAGUUGUGCUCUGGGCCAGCCGGGCUGACCAUAUUGUUGCAACGCGGUCGCGAAGCGGUCAAAAUUUUGCACUUUUUUCUCGAAAUUUUAACGGAGUGAGUGAUCGAAAAUGUGUUAUUUAGGAAAAUUGUGGGAUUUAGUUCAUGAAAUGAGAUAAAACGUUUGCGAUUGCGAUUGUGGUCCGAUUCGGCCAUCAACCUCGGCCCAAUGCACAGCUCUGAUGACGAUUGAACUUGAAUCAUCUAGUAGCUUUCAAGGACUUAAAAUUCAUUUCUCGCUUUUUCUCUUAUAGAAUGUUCUGGGAGUGGAAAAAAAUUAUUUAUUGAGUUUCAAAAAAGGCAAUAGAAAAUCAUCUCAGCGGCUUCUAGUUUUAUGAAAUAUAAGGAUCAGAGUAGUGUUUAUUGCUUCAACUGGGUUUUAGAUAGCCUGUGUAAAACGAUCUCUGGCUCUUCAAAAUUUCCCUUGUUUUUUUUUCACUCUCUAACGAAUAUAUUUUUUUUGCUGAAAUCCCUUUGAACGGCAUCAAUUAUGAAUAAUGCAGAUAUAAAAGUAAUUCGAGGCGUUUUCCAGUUCUCUGAGUCAAGAGGACGUCCUGUUGAGCCUGUUGAACGAAGUGGAGAUGAAGGCGAGUGGCGGGAAGCCAGGCGCCUCCUCGCUGCCAAUCGGCAUCAGCGUCGUCAAGCAGGAUCCCGAUUUUGACGUCUCCACUCUCUUCCUCAACCAGUUCAUUCGCAACGAGGAGUCUUUCCAGGUACAUCUCCAUCAAAGCUUCUUUCUCAAAACUGAGUCUCAUCAGAUCGAAUACGCAACUGGUCGGACGGCUUCUGUCGAGCAACUCAUCGCGGCACUACGGUAACUACGAAUUUAUCAAAAUGCUCCAUAAUCUUGCUUCAGACGGUAUGUUUUGAGUGCCGUCCAAUGGAUCGAGUCGCUCUUCGAGAUUAUCCAACUCGAUGAUAUCACUGAGAAGGUAUAAAUUUAUAGAUUCGCCUUUUUUCUCUUCUGUGAACCCUAUUUGGGCUCGAUCUGCUAAAAGUCUGAUUUUAAAGACAGCUAUUUCACCAUUUUAGCUCUUUCGGAUUUACUUCUGAAAGUUGUAAAACUAUGAAGUAUACCUAUUUUUUUUUUUGAACUACAUUUGAACUAGUUCAGCUAUAAACAUUUUUAGACAAUCAUACCUAUAUUUUAGCUCUUGUCUUUCAAAUUCCAUUUUUUUAAAAAGUUUUAUAAAUUCGAACGUGUCAUAAUAGUUCAAAAUUAGCGGAAAAGAAUUUCUACGAGUAUAUGAGAACCGUUUUGAAAAAAUGCGCCCAAACCGGCACUAUUUUAUAUUUAAAAAAAAACUCGUUUUCAAGGAAUAAUGCUAUUUCUAAAGUUUUUUUUUUUUUGAAAGGAGAAUUAUCAUUGCUUGCUUGAACUUUUUCAAGCAUUUUGAUCUAAAAAGUUCAAGAUUACAUCGUUCUACGUUAUGAUGUUUUUUGAUAAUCAAUCGUCUUUUGCAGCUGGCUCUUCUCAAAACCAUCAUUGGUCCGUUCACCGUCUUCAGCAUUGCCACUCGAACUGCCCAGGUUUUUGACAAAAACUUGGAAAAGGUUGAUAAAAAAAAGUUUAAAUUGAAGAUUUCGGAUGGCGACGUGCUGUGUUUAUGCAACCGGAGUACAGUGGCCAGACAGCCGGCCCGACAUUUGCUCGACACAAAGUUAACUGGAAAGCGGAAUGCUUGGAACAAUGAAUCGUUUACAGUCUCGUGGGCAACAACCUCGCUGGGAGAAUCAUUGACGACUUGGUGUUUCCUACGAAAAAGUUGUCUUUGACCGGCCCGGAGAUGACCAUUCUCACCGCCCUCAUUGUUCUUGAUCCAGGUGAAUUCGAAAAAAGGGAUAGUUUAGCUAAGAAUCUUCAAAUUUUUUGAAAAAUGCUCAUCAUUUUUUUCUCUAAAUUUUUUUGGUUGAAAAUUAAAUAUACUAAGGGAGCUUCAGGGUUUGUUCAGAUUUUGAAUUUAUAGUACAGUGACGGCAUUUAAAAAGGCUCUAUAUAUGGCUCGCUCUCUGAAUGGUUUCUCGCGCCAUUAGGGGCGGAGCUUGUGCGACAAAAUGACAAUUAUAAUCUGAACAGGCUAUAUGCCGUGUUCAGAGUAUUUCCGCGAAAUUCAAUAGUAUUUCCGAAAUUUAGUUAUCUUUUUUUAUUUUCCGACCGUCUUUUUUUUUUUGGUUUUUGUAGAGUCACUUUGAAUACAAUUUUGACUAUUAGCCUUAGUUUUCAAAAAAUAGCGAGCCGUGGAUAUUUAAACUUUAGACUUUCACUUAUUAUUUCAAACAGAAAUGAAGCAAUUUCCAAAAAAUCCCCCAGUGAAAUGUAGAUUGACCUUUUUCGGACGGUGAUACAAAAUCAAGGAAAGAGAAGUUGAAGAAUGUUAAAAUCAAAAAGAAAAAUGUGCAAAGGGCGAGUUUAUGAGGCUAUUCCCUCCGUUAUCUAAUUGAUGAGAAUUGGGAGCUCAAUUUUAAGGAAGUUCCCUUCAUGAAUGGAAACGCCCACUUAGAUGAGGUUUGGAUUUUCAGACGCGCGAGGCCUGUCUUUACAAUCUUCCCAGGCGAUUGCAAAACUACGAGAUCGCGUACAAAACGCCUUGUUCAACGUAAACACCUUAGCAAGAAUUCAUAAAUUCAUGAUCUCUCUCAGAUGAUCAGAGACAAUGCGCCGUCGUUGCAAACAGUAACCAGCCGCUUUGGAAAUCUACUGCUGCUUUUCCCUCCAUUGGCAGUAAGUUCUGGACGAUUUUGUGAAAGAAAGUCAAAAACUGAGAGCUCAUCAUUGUUUUGAAACUUUGAAAUAGGCGAAGUCGGAAUGAUCGACGGAAAAGGCUCCAUAGGAAUUUUCCUUUUCGGGUGAUAAAAAUCCUUUUCUGCUACUUUUUUUUGUAUGCACCGUUUUCGCUGCCUCCUCUUUUUCCACCAUUUCUUGAUCCUUUGAAUUUUAGAAAAAAAAAGGGACUCUCUCCUUCCUGCUGCUUUUUUUUGAGCCCCCCUUUUGGCGGUCAUUAUCCAUCAUACCGACUUUGCCCAAGGAAAUAGUCUUUUUUUUUUAUCAGCACUGUAACUUCUAAAUUUUGCAUUCAGAAACUGAGCUCUUUGAUUGGCGAAAACGUCCAGUUAGCGAGGAUGUUCGGAAUUCCUCUAGACCCGCUUCUCGUAGAGCUGUUUGCGGAUGAAAGCUCUCCAGAGGUGCUUCAAUUUCCUAUUUUUCUCCCGCAAAGUUACAUUUAAAGGUGAUUUGCUCUUCUCUGCAACGACAACGGAGCGACGUCUCAACGCAAACUCAUGGAGAAGCCGCCGCAGACGUCGAGGCUGAAGUUUGCUCUCAUUUCAGCGAUAAAUUACAAUAUCUGUUUAAAAAGCCUCUUUGAUUCGCUUUGGAAGAGUCAAACUCAUUUUUGAAGAAAGAGCUACUCCUUUAUUCUAUCAUAAUUUUGAGCAAGAUCGCCGACAAAAAUGGUGUAUAUAGCAUAAUAGAUAACCGCGAUGGUAACACUAAGAAUAACUGCCGAGAUAAAUGCGAGACACUGGCGGUACAUUGACGAGCUCGCAAACAUCUCGCAUUUUUUCUCGCGCCGGUCUCGCAUUUUUCUGGGCGCCAGCUCGCACUUUUCUAGGCGCGAGCUCGCUUUUCUCUCGCAAUUUGAAAAUUUCCGAAAUGCAAGAUAAAUGCGAGAUGGCGCCGAGAAAAAUGCGAGGUCGCGCCGAGAGAAAUGCGGGAUCGCGCCUAGAAAAAAAGCGACAUUUUUUUGCGAGUUAGUCAAUGUACCGCCACCGAGCUCGCGUUUAUCUCGUCAGUUAUUCUUAGUGAAUAAUCAUAAAAUAGUCACAGACAAAAGAGAAUUUUAAAAAUUAGACGAAUAAAAGAACAGAAGAGCCGUAAGAGGCGCUAGUGUGCGGCGAAAAUGUGCUCCAAUGAUAAUCCAAAAUUUAAACCGAAUUCUUCUGAUUUUUCACGAAAAAUUUUCCUUCUGAGAAUCUUGCUUCAAUUUUGGAUAGAUCCGAAAAGACUAUCUAGUUUUAAAAUUAGAAAAAGUCUUAGUUCUAGACAAUAUUCAGACCAUAACGUUGUUGAAUAUCAAAAUUCGAUAAUUUAUCAGGACAUACUGCCGUCUUCUUCUCUCGUGAUAUCCGGAGAUGUGAUUUCCCCAACCGGCGCCAAACCGGAUCUGGAUAGAGUUCUGCAGAACGAAAUUCCAGUUGACAUCCUCGGAUUGUUGCCUCUUCACGACGUAUCGUCAACAGCUUCGGCACUCAAUCCUACAGGUUGGCGUUGAAAAAUUACUUCCGUCUUUCGAAAAGUAGCUGACUCUGGAAACUAAUGAAUGAACUCUUGUUAUAAAAAAAAUAGGAAAAACUUAUUUCUUUUUUUAAAUUUUUUUUUGUAGAUAAAAAUGAAAAAGCAGAUGAGAGUUGAGAAAUUUUCAACUGAUUUCAUUCAAAGAAGGCAUAGUUUUUUGUUUUGAUGGGCUUGCAGUUAAUUUGUAAACAUUACCUUUUUAAGUGGACCCACAGUGGAAUCUUUCGAUUGCAGCUGUGAACUACAACGCGUUCUACUUCCCGACCUCGCUGCCAGGAAUGCAGACUUCGACUGGAUCGGUCUAUCCGCACGCCAUACCGGGAGUGUCCGGCGACUAUCCAAGCACACUAUUCAGCACAAAUGCAGCUUUGUCCCAACAAGCCUUCAGUUUUAUUUGA
Molecule: messenger RNA, 17939 nt
Organism: Caenorhabditis auriculariae
Lineage: Eukaryota; Metazoa; Nematoda; Chromadorea; Rhabditida; Rhabditidae
Source: the annotation of a GenBank genome assembly